Messenger RNA from Phodopus roborovskii (desert hamster), 943 nucleotides. RefSeq names its product eukaryotic translation initiation factor 1A, X-chromosomal. NCBI's taxonomy places the organism in Eukaryota, Metazoa, Chordata, Mammalia, Rodentia, Cricetidae. Gene Ontology annotation, cellular component: cytoplasm. Bases 209 to 643 code for a protein of 144 amino acids. Gene Ontology annotation, molecular function: RNA binding; translation initiation factor activity. The transcript is spliced from 7 exons. The record is from RefSeq and is a predicted model, not a curated record. Gene Ontology annotation, biological process: translational initiation.
GCACCGCCCGCAGCCGCGACGCCAUUUGCCACUGGCAAGCGUGGGCGCAGGCGGCUUUCGGAAGCACCGGUGACCAACCUCUUCCGAGCACGCUUCUCGGCCUCCCGCACAGCCUUCGUCCCGCGCGUUUCUCAGCGUCGCCCCUCGGAGUCACCGCCGUUCCUGCUGCCAUCCGGAGCACGGUCGCACACUCUGCCAGCUUGCCGCCAUGCCCAAGAAUAAAGGAAAAGGAGGUAAAAACAGACGUAGAGGAAAGAAUGAGAAUGAAUCUGAAAAGCGAGAGCUGGUGUUCAAAGAGGAUGGACAAGAAUAUGCUCAGGUAAUCAAAAUGUUGGGAAAUGGACGAUUAGAAGCAAUGUGUUUUGAUGGUGUAAAGAGAUUGUGCCACAUCAGAGGGAAAUUGAGGAAAAAGGUUUGGAUAAAUACCUCAGACAUCAUAUUGGUGGGGCUUCGAGAUUACCAGGAUAACAAAGCUGAUGUCAUUUUAAAAUACAAUGCAGAUGAAGCUAGAAGUCUCAAGGCAUAUGGCGAACUUCCAGAGCAUGCGAAAAUCAAUGAAACUGAUACAUUUGGUCCCGGAGAUGAUGAUGAAAUUCAGUUUGAUGACAUUGGAGAUGAUGAUGAAGACAUUGAUGAUAUCUAAAAUGAGCUCAACAUGUUACAUUCCGGUCCUUCUGAAGAUUGCCCUACAAAUUUGAAAUCUGGCCAGUCAUAGACCUCAAGGAAAAGUUUUCACUCUCUUGAUUGUAAUUUGUUGAGGCAGACUUGAUUCGAUACUAAGAUCGCUUCUUUCAAAACUGAUAAUAUCUUAAGUGAUAUGUUAAGCCCACUUUCUUUGUUCAUUUGAUGUAACAGAACUCAAAAUCAUGAUCAUGUAAGAAAAAAAAAUACUGCCUUUCCUACUUUGACCACUUCCAGUAAGUAAAUGGAUGUUUUGAAUAAA